UAGGAACGAUCUGGGUUUUUUUUUUGGGGAACGAUUGGGUUUUUUUUCUAGGGAACGAUUAGGGUGGUUUUUGGGGAAUGAUUUGGGUUUCUUUCCAGAAUGAUCAGGGUGUCUUUCUAGGAGCGAUCUGGGUUUUUUUUUUCUGAGGAACAAUUAGGGCUUCUUUCUAGGAACAAUUAGGGGUUUUGGGAACCUGAAAUUGGGGAUUUGGGAUUCGAAACAAUCUGGGAUUAGGUCGAGUCAUUGUUCUAUAUCAUGAGUCAAUCUAUGGCUUGCUAUGGAUGUAGGAAGGAUGUUCGAUGGAUGCGCUACUGGCGAUUUUGUUUCCUUUGAGCUUUAUGCUGGGUUCCAAGAGGACAAGGAGGUAACCCGAGUCACGUUGAAAAUUGCAUUGAGAAUCAACCGGGUUGAUUUAAGGGGGAUGAAUGUUGAAGGAAGCAUUGAGAAGGUGAGAGCUGAUUUGAAGGAAAUAGAUUUUGAAAGGCCUAUUGAGAUGCUAAAGGAUGAAAUGUCCACGGAGUUAGUGCAGGAUGAAAGCAAUGGGUGAUGGUGUUUGUAUUGGAGUUGAGAAUUCAAUUAGGAGGUUGAUUAAGAAGUUGUUGCUGACUAUUUUAGUUGUUGUGGUUAUUAUGGCAUUUGUUUAUGGUCAGCUAUAAAAUGACCAAUUCCUAAACUGUUUUUGUUAAGUUGCUCUUUUGUUAAGCUAGAAGGUGGUAGUUAAUGUAGACAUUGCCAGCUAUGUAGGAUUUUGUUUGUGUGAAUGUAAAGUAACCAUGUCUCUUGUACAAUCUGUAUCCAUAUUUUUCCUUAUCAAUGACAGAAACGCUUUUGCAGUAAAUGAGUCUUUACUUC
This is a messenger RNA of Rubroshorea leprosula, 852 nucleotides long. Lineage: Eukaryota; Viridiplantae; Streptophyta; Magnoliopsida; Malvales; Dipterocarpaceae. The record is from the annotation of a GenBank genome assembly.